Messenger RNA from Oncorhynchus masou masou (cherry salmon), 2749 nucleotides. RefSeq names its product StAR related lipid transfer domain containing 4 (gene stard4). The record is from RefSeq and is a predicted model, not a curated record. Gene Ontology annotation, cellular component: endoplasmic reticulum; cytosol. The transcript has 6 exons. Bases 156 to 791 code for a protein of 211 amino acids. Lineage: Eukaryota; Metazoa; Chordata; Actinopteri; Salmoniformes; Salmonidae. Gene Ontology annotation, molecular function: cholesterol binding; cholesterol transfer activity. Gene Ontology annotation, biological process: cholesterol import; intracellular cholesterol transport; cholesterol transport involved in cholesterol storage.
AUGACUACACUUCUGAUUGGGUGAUAGAGGAGCCCUCGCAUACAGGGACAGAAUUUUCGCUCACCGUUUGCAGAUGUGUUUACUAUAAAUACAUGAAAACUGAAUCACUAUCGUAAAUUGCAACACCAUUCAAAGUUGUUUUGAAUAGGAUCAAAAUGGGAAGCUUGCAAGAACCCAGUGCUUUGACAGCCAGACUGCAGAACACUCUCAUGUCUUAUCAUAGCCUGGAUGAGAAUGAGUGGAGGGUAGCCAAGAAAUCGAAAGAUGUCACGGUAUGGAGAAAGUCAUCAGAGGAGUUUCGUGGCUAUCUGUAUAAAGCCCAGGGUAUGGUCGACGAUAACCCCAAUAGAAUAGUGGAUUACAUACGCCCUGGGCCUUAUCGAUUAGACUGGGAUAGUUUGAUGACAGCAAUGGACAUAAUAGAAACCCUUGAUCAGGGCUGUUGUGUGAUGAGGUACACUACUGCAGGCCAGCUGUGGAACAUCAUAGCUCCCAGAGAGUUUAUUGAUUUCUCCUACACCACAGACUACCAGGAUGGACUAUUGUCCUGCGGUAUCAGUGUGGAGCAUGAGGAGCAGCACCAGAGUUAUGUCCGGGGCUUCAACCAUCCAUGUGGCUGGUUCUGUGUGCCCACCCCAGAUAGCACCACCACCCCAGCCCAGAGCCUCCUGACAGGGUACAUUCAGACAGACCUCCGGGGUAUGAUCCCCCAGUCUGCCGUGGACACAGCCAUGGCCAGCACCCUCAUCAACUUCUACACUGACCUGCGCAGGGCUCUGAAGAAGGCCUAACCAGUACUAGCCCGGUUGCCAGAUUGGUUUAUGCUUUAGCCAACUCUGUCGUAUUUGUUGUUAUACUGAAUGUAUGGGAUGGCAAGGGAAGUAAGAGGGGUUGGCUAAAACACGUUCAAAUCUGGCGACUAGGCUAAACCAGUACAUCCUAACAGCACUCCUUUUCCAAUACACCAGUCGAUUGAUCAGUCAGUCUAUACUCCACCCUCAUAGAGGGCUAUAGAGAUCCAACUCCAAUUCACACCAACUCAGGGCAGGAUCCAGUUUAGGUUGAAACAGGGUAGGAGUUAAAGGACAUGGUCUGACCUGGUCUGCUGCUCACUGGACUUUGGAGGUGUGACGUGUUAUUUGUCUGCUCUUUAAAUCAUUAUAUAAUACUGAAAAUUGCUACGAGAUUAAGGUAGUACACAAAUACUGAAGCACUUGAUCAAAGUCGAUGUUUGCCUUUUUUGUUUAUCUUUUUUGCUGAUUUCGGACAAACAUCGAACAUACCCAACAAAUUAAAUCGUUGGGGGUAGAUAGAUAAAAAAUAUAGGUAGACAGACAGCCAAUACAAUCAAUCCAAUGUUGCUUUUAGUUGAAGUUACAUGUGAAAGUGUUUGCAGGACUCCACAUAGGAAUUUGACUGGUGUGUCACGCCCUGAUCUGUUUCACCUGUCUUUGUGCUUGUCUCCACCCCCCUCCAGGUGUCACCCAUCUUCGCUAUUAUCCCUGUGUAUAUAUACCUGUGUUCUCUGUCUGUUUGUUGCCAGUUGGUCUUGUUAGUUCAAGUUUAUCAGCGGUUUUCCUGGCAGCGCCUAUCGUUUCCCAGCCUCUCUUUCCUCGUCAUCCUGGUUUUUGACCUUUGCCUGUCCUGACCCUUUACCCGCCUGUCUGACCUCUCUGCCUGAGUCUGCCUGCCGUCCUGUACCUUUGCUCUACCUCUGGAUUACUGAACUCUGCCUGUCCCUGACCCUGAGUCUGCCUGCCGUCCUGUACCUUUGCUCUACCUCUGGAUUACUGAACUCUGCCUGUCCCUGACCCUGAGUCUGCCUGCCGUCCUGUACCUUUGCUCCACCUCUGGAUUACUGAACUCUGCCUGUCCCUGACCCUGAGUCUGCCUGCCGUCCUGUACCUUUGCUCCACCUCUGGAACACUGAACUCUGCCUGUCCCUGAGUCCGCCUGCCGUCCUGUACCUUUGCCUUACCCUGGAUGUUCGACACCUGCCUGCCUUGACCUGUCUUUGCCAUCCCCUAUUGCUAAAAUAAACAUGGUUACUUCAACAGUCUGCAUCUGGGUCUUACCUUGAUCCCUAAUAAGGUGCUAAUAUAACUUGUUGAUGUCCAUCAAAUGUCUUCAACAAUAGCUACCGAUAACAAUAUCCAGCCAGACGUGCAUCUGUUUACGUUUUUAUAAUAAUGAUUAACUGUAACUCUUUGGACUAUAAUAGUAGAUAUCAGACACUGAUUUGACAUUCAUCCCAAAUAUUCCUCGUGAGGAAAUAACAAAUGUCACUGCCAGACAAAAUCCAUGAUAAAAAGAACUACAACAACAUGAGUAGGAAAGCAUGGUACUGUACACUAAAAGCCUCAUGUAAAAGAGUUUGCAAAACCUUUUUGAAUUAUUUUCACAUCUGAUGGAUAACCAGCUCAAUAUCAAGUACAGCAUAUUAUGUACAUUGUAGAUUGAUGCAUUCUUUCCAAUUUCAUGUGUGUUUUUAUUUGUAUCCCUUGCCUUUCUUAAAUUAUUGUUCUGUAAUGUAACAGAAGGAAGAAAUUGGAUGCCACACGUACCUUUUUGAUCCUUCACACUUCUCCCUAUUGUUCCUUGCCUUAGGACUAAAUGAACAUGAGAAGACAACUUAACAAUUCUAUACUGAACCAAAAUAUAAAUAUACAACAAUUUCUACGAUUUUACUGAGUUACAGUUCAUAUAAGGAAAUUAGUCAAUUGAAAUAAAUUCAUUAGGCCCUAAUCUA